Penicillium egyptiacum is the source of this 1593-nucleotide messenger RNA. The record is from the annotation of a GenBank genome assembly. Lineage: Eukaryota; Fungi; Ascomycota; Eurotiomycetes; Eurotiales; Aspergillaceae.
AUGGGGGUUUGGCUAAAGAAACCCGAGAAUGUAGCCGGAGCAUCAUGGCCGGCCAUUGCUAUCUCUAGCUUCGUCGCCUUCGGAGGUAUCUUGUUUGGAUAUGAUACAGGCACCAUCAGUGGCAUCCUUGCUAUGCCGCACUGGCAGGAUCUUUUCUCAACCGGCUACAGAGACGCUACCGGACAUCUCAACAUUACUUCUAGCCAGUCAUCUGCUAUUGUCUCCAUCCUAUCGGCCGGAACAUUCUUUGGUGCUCUCUGUGCGGCUCCCCUGGGAGACUCCAUCGGUCGUCGAUGGGGCUUGAUCGCCUCCAGCUGGGUAUUCAACUUCGGUGUGAUUUUGCAAACAGCUGCUACUUCCAUUCCGCUAUUCCUUGCGGGCAGAUUCUUUGCUGGAUUUGGUGUGGGCUUGAUUUCCGCGCUGAUCCCUCUAUACCAGUCUGAAACGGCGCCAAAGUGGAUCCGUGGUUUCAUCGUCGGUUCUUACCAGCUAGCCAUUACCAUUGGUCUACUGUUGGCCUCAGUGGUCAACAAUUCCACUCACAGUCGGAAUGACACCGGCUCUUACCGCAUCCCAAUCGCCGUGCAGUUUGCAUGGGCCAUUGUGUUGAUUAUUGGAAUGCUUGUCUUACCCGAGACCCCCCGGUACCUUAUCAAAAAGGACAACCAUGAGAGAGCCACCAAGAAUCUUGCGAAGCUUCGACGGCUACCUGAAGAUCAUCCCGCAGUCAGAGAAGAGAUUGCUGAGAUUCAAGCAAAUCACGAUUACGAAAUGAGCCUCGGCCAGCCCAGCUAUCUCGAAUGCUUCCAAGGCAAUUUGGGAAAGCGGCUACUCACCGGUUGCGGCCUUCAAGCUCUACAGCAAUUGACCGGCAUCAACUUUAUCUUUUAUUACGGCACCCAGUUCUUCAAAAACUCCGGAUUCGAGAACGAAUUCAUCAUCAGUCUUAUCACGAACUGUGUUAACGUGGUUUCGACUAUUCCCGGUCUCUACGCCAUUGAUAAAUGGGGGCGCCGGCCAGUUCUCCUACUCGGUGCUGUCGGCAUGUGUAUCUCUCAGCUUCUGGUCGCUGUCCUGGGAACGACGACGACUGGCCAGGAUGCCGCUGGCAACAUUAUUGUGCAAAACGCAGCGGCGCAAAAAGCUGCGAUAGCAUUCAUCUGUAUCUUCAUCUUUUUCUUCGCUGCGUCCUGGGGACCUAUUGCUUGGGUUGUUACUGGUGAAAUUUUCCCUUUGAAGAUUCGUGCUAGGAGUCUAUCCAUGACCACCGCCACUAAUUGGCUGGUCAACUGGGCCAUCGCUUACUCUACCCCGUACCUGGUGAACUAUGGCGCGGGCAAUGCCAACCUGCAGUCGAAAAUCUUCUUCGUCUGGUUCGGAUGCUGCUUCCUUUGCAUUGGUUUCGUCUACUUCAUGAUAUAUGAGACCAGAGGACUUUCCUUGGAGCAAGUGGAUGAGCUGUACUCCGAAGUCAGCAACGCGCGGAAAUCAGUUGGCUGGAAGCCAACUGUCACCUUCACGCAGAUUGUGAACCAAAAGCGAGCAUCGGUCAGCCAGAGCCAUGAUGAGCAUGCCGUGGAAGAGAAAGCUUAG